CUGCCUGCGGCUCAUUAAAGGGACAUUUCACCAGGAGGAGGGUCUGAACAUGAGGACGUCUGCACUGCUCUUCAUCCUGUUGGCUGCAGCCUCACAAACUGUGGCGAAGCCUAAAAACCGCUUCACUCRCUACCCUUUAUGGAACACAAAGAUGUACCCCAUCUGGAAGGAUGGUGACUCGCGGGUCAAAGAUGCCUGGAAAGGUGGAAGAGUGAGUUUUAAUGUUGGGAAUGAUUCUCCAACGCUGACCGGAGCCAAAGUCACCUUCACCAUCGACCUGGAGUUCCCCCACAGACAGAAGGUGCAGCCUGAUGGGAGCGUGGUGUGGGCUGAGGACUGCAUAGUCGAUGGGACAAAGUAUCUUCAGUCUGAGCCAGUUUACCCAGAACCGGACCCAGACUGGGAGCCUGUGUUUCCUGAUGGGACCCCAGUAAGGAAGGACAGAAAACCAGCCUAUGUGUUUGUGUGGAAGACCUGGGGUGAGUACUGGCAGGUGGCCGACGGGCCCUCCUCUUCCCUGACCAUUGAUACGGACAACAUYCCUCUGGGCUCCUACACCAUGGAGAUCGUUAUCUAUCACUACCGGAGCAAGGAGAAGUUCAUUCCUCUGGGAUAUGCCUCCACUCAGUUCUCCAUAACCGAUCAGAUCCCGUUCGCUGUCUCCUUGGACCAAGUGAACGACAUCGUGGCCAGGGACAUGCGCUUUGUGCAGAACAGAGCGAUCGCCUUCACGGUCACCCUCCACGACCCCAGCGAGUACCUGAGCAACGCUGACAUCACCUUCAACUGGGACUUUGGGGACGGGAGCGGCGCCCUCAUAUCCAGAGAGCUGACGGUCACCCACACGUACGUGGACUCGGGCUCCUACAAACCUCAGGUGGUGAUCCAGGCUGUCAUCCCCGAUAAGGCCUGCAACCCUCCAUCUGASAGACCGACCACUGCCCCCGGCCCGCCUGCUGACCAGGCCAGCACAGUGAAAGCUCCUGCCAUGGUGUCUGCAGUGCCACUACUGGUUUCCACCAAGGCAACCAGUCUGCGUGUCAGCGUGGUCCCCUCAGACACGGAGGAGGACAACACUGAGGGAGAAGCCUCCACCCCCUCCAUCACUCAGUCUGCACAGGAAACAGCCACGGUGGCAGAAACUCCAUCACCUCUCCACCAGCUGCCUGCUGCCAGAGAGCCAAAGAACCAGCUGGCACUGGAUGCAAAGAGAGGCUCGAGGCUAACGGGCCGAGCUGCAGCUUUUGUUGUUGCCAAGAGAGAAGCUGAAGAGAAACCAUCUGUUGAUGAUGACUGUGUCAUCUACAGAUAUGGAUCCUUCUGCACCGGCAUUGAAGUCUUUGAGGGUAUUGAAAAAGUAGAGAUUGUGCAAAUGGAUAACAAUCUGAUUGCAACACCUGGAAAGAACACAAAUGUUUUAGACAUCACUGUUACCUGUCAGGGAAGUCUUCCAAAAGAAGUCUGCAGUGUGAUCCUGGAUGCAGACUGCCUGAAGCCCAUCCACACGUCAUGUAACAUGGUGGAACCUUCUAAAGARUGUCAGCUGGUGCUGCGUCACUUCCUCAAUGACUCUGGAGUCUACUGCAUCAAUGUCUCCAUGGCCAAUGAUGUCAGUUUAGCUGCCACUACUGCUAAAGUCAGCGUUGACAUGGGCUCGGGUCUGCCCUCGUCUGGACUCGUCGUCCUGAUGCUGGGUGUUCUGGUUCUGGUUCUCGCCACAGGAGUCAUUGCAUUGUCUUACAGGCGCUUGAAGUCCUACCACCUCCUGAAAGAAGACCCAGCUGCACCUGAAGGCCCACGGGUAAGCAGGUCUGAAGGCGGCUCUGGAUCCUCCAAGCUUUGGAAGUCGCUGAACCGUGGAGGAACCAUGGACAGCUGCCCCCUGCUGCAGGACAGGCUGCUGUAACCCCAACUCACCCCCACCCCCCACAGCCAAAUGCUGAGCAGCAAACUGCAAAGAUAGCUUUUAUACUUUUGAAACAUGUUGCUUUGGAUGAAAGCUUCAGAAAGGUUUUUAGGGUUAAAUCAAGCUACAUCCUAAAUGUAAGCUCUAGAAAUCUUGUUUAUUUUGUACCACAAAUCUAAACAAGUUUUCAUUUGGACAAAAAUGAAAUUGUUUUUCCAAAUAAAUGUUCUUUUAAAUCA
Messenger RNA from Austrofundulus limnaeus, 2145 nucleotides. It is a transcript of the gene pmelb, whose product is annotated as premelanosome protein b. The record is from RefSeq and is a predicted model, not a curated record. Gene Ontology annotation, biological process: melanosome organization. Gene Ontology annotation, cellular component: melanosome; plasma membrane. The transcript is spliced from 12 exons. NCBI's taxonomy places the organism in Eukaryota, Metazoa, Chordata, Actinopteri, Cyprinodontiformes, Rivulidae. The coding region runs from base 50 to 1906 and encodes 618 amino acids.